AUGCGGGCGGUCGUUUUGAGUGUAUUUAUUUUAAGUGUGCUCGUAUGGGCUGGUGCGUCUGCGGAAGACGCGCAGUUCGUGGCGGCCAUUUUAGAUGGCGAAAAAUUUGCCUGCGCCGGAGCGAUACUGAAUGAGAAGUGGAUUGUUACUACAGGGCACUGUGUUAAGGUUUUGGAUCCCAAAGAUAUCAAAGUUGUGGUCGGUACAGAAGAUUACACAAAGCCGGGCCAAACUCUCACAGUUGCAUCAAUCGAAGAACAUCCCAAUUUUGGUGAUAUAACGACAUUCAACUACGAUAUAGUCUUAUUAAAACUUGCGUCCGACAUCAAGUUAGAUGAUAAAACCAGAAAUAUAGCUCUCCGUGGUUCUGACAUUCAAAGCAACGAACUCUUACAAAUUACUGGUUGGAAAUAUGACACAAAUACCAACUUGAAAUCACUGAAAUCAGAAGCAAUUAAAAAUAACAAUGACUGUGGCCGAUUGUCGUCAAUUGAAGCUGAUAAUUUGUUUUGUUUAGUAAAAAGCCAAAAUGAGACACAUACUGGUGAACUAGGCCCGCGUGACCUUCAAGGAGGUCCGAUCGUUGGUGCUGAAAAGAAGCUGGAUGGUAUCAUCUAUACAUUAGUCAAACCAAAAAAAAUUAUCGGACUCGCUAUGCGUUUGAAUAAUUUCUCGAAAUGGAUAAAGGAAACGAUACAAAAAAAGUAAAAUUUACUUUUAAAAUAAACUCUUAAUAUGCC
This is a messenger RNA of Pieris brassicae (large cabbage white), 740 nucleotides long. RefSeq names its product mite allergen Der f 3-like. The record is from RefSeq and is a predicted model, not a curated record. Gene Ontology annotation, molecular function: serine-type endopeptidase activity. The transcript has 5 exons. Gene Ontology annotation, biological process: proteolysis. Lineage: Eukaryota; Metazoa; Arthropoda; Insecta; Lepidoptera; Pieridae. Bases 1 to 708 code for a protein of 235 amino acids.